UAUAGGCAAUGUUAAACUACUGUAAAGCUACGAUGGUUUAUUUCUGUAACUGGUUUAUUUUCGGUCAAAAUUAAUGUGUUAAACAUCAUUAGUCAUUUUACUCACGGGGCAUUUCGCUUAUUUGAUAGAACUUUCAUGAAACUAGUUUUCAGCUGUAAUGACAUUGUUAUUUCCACACAAGAUGUCGCUGUAGACCGUGAGUUGGAGUUAUUGGCACAUUAUUAAUACUCCGCCUAAAGCAGAAAAGGACAACAGAGUGUCAUAUACUUCUGAGUUCAGCAGGCCUCGUGUAUUUUCCGUUUCACUGCCGGCAUUGGAUUAAAUAAAAGCACUCUUUCGACUUAUUUUAUUUUUGAAUAUCCAGUAAAAGGAAGCGAUGGUUGUAUCGGACAGUGCUCGCUCUGCCUGGAUGAAGGCUCUGCUGCUGCUUUGUUUAUGGGAUUUGUGUUACGGUCAGAUUUCCUACUCGGUUUCAGAGGAGGCCAAGAAGGGAACCGUUGUUGGAAAUCUAGCGAAGGAUCUCAAUCUCAAUGUGCAGGAACUGGACUCGCGCAUGUUUCAGCUUGUGACUGGAUCUAACGCCAAGUAUUUCGAGGUAAAUCGGAAAACCGGCAUUUUAUUAGUUAAUGACAGAAUAGACCGAGAGGAGCUGUGUGAAAGCAAACAGAAAUGCGUACUGAAUGUCGAAGCGAUGAUCCACAAUCCUCACAAGCUCUAUCGUAUUGAAAUUAAUAUACUGGACAUUAAUGAUAACUCCCCGGUGUUUCCAGAUCAAACAUUUGUUUUGGAUAUCAUUGAGAAUAUGCUUCCUGGAGAUCGGUUUCCCUUAACUACUGCGAGUGACAUGGACAUCGGUAGUAACUCAGUGAAAACCUAUAAAAUAAACACAAAUGAAUAUUUUUCACUGGACAUGCAGAGUAAUUCUGCUGAACUAGUUCUUCAGAAAUAUCUGGACAGAGAGAGAGAAUCGGUGAUCAAGCUCGUGCUGGCUGCUGUAGACGGCGGGACUCCUCCCAGAUCCGGAACAAUGCAGAUAGUUAUCAAUGUGCUGGAUAUAAACGACAACAGCCCCGUUUUUACGAAGCCUCUUUACAAAGUCAGUGUCCAUGAGAAUGCAGGUGUUGGGACUAAAAUCCUGACCGUUUCCGCAACAGAUGCAGACGAAGGAAAUAACGGGGAAGUGUCAUACUCUUUUAGAAGCGAUUCCCGAAACUCAGCGUUAGACUUAUUCUCCAUAAAUCCUGUUUCUGGUGAUAUCACUGUGAAAGGUAAUAUUGAUUAUGAAGAAAAUCCAGCCAUCGAACUGAGAAUUCAGGCUCAGGACAAAGGACAGUCUCCAAGAAGAUCCAUAUGUAAAGUGUUAAUUGAAGUAGUGGAUGUGAAUGACAAUGCACCAGAGAUAUCAGUUACUCUGCUCAUGAGCUCCGUAAGCGAGGACAUCAAACCUGGUACAGAUGUUGCAUUAAUCACUGUAUCAGAUAAAGACAGUGGAACGAAUGGUAAAGUAGAUUGCAAAAUUAUAGCACCGAGUUCAUUUAAAUUACAGCUAUCAUAUAAAAAUUCUUACGCCCUUGUUGUGAAUGAAGCUCUGGACAGAGAGCGGGUCUCCCUAUAUGAUGUCACAGUUCUAGCUAAUGAUGAGGGAACUCCUUCCCUCUCGAGCAGUAACGUUAUAACAGUUCAUGUCUCUGAUGUGAAUGAUAACGCGCCUUUAUUUCCUGCACCGGUGAUAAAUAUUAGCGUGAAAGAGAAUAGUCCAGUUGGAGGGCUGAUGGCAUCACUAACGGCACGAGACUUAGACAUCGGUGAAAAUGCCCUUGUUUCGUAUUCAUUAAUUGAUGCAGAAGGCAGCAGAGUGUCAAAUCUGAUGAACAUUAACUCACACACCGGUGAACUGUACAGCCUGAAGUCUUUCGAUUACGAAGAAACCAAACGACUUCAGUUUAAAGUUCAAGCCACUGACUCUGGUGUCCCUCCACUAAGUAGUAACGUGACUGUGAAUAUUUUUAUCCUGGAUGAGAAUGACAACAGUCCAGUUUUUCUCCCUCCUUAUUCUGAACCUGGAUCAGUAAACACUGAGAACAUUCCUUACUCUGCUGAAGCGGGGUAUUUUGUGGCUAAAAUCAGAGCUGUAGACGCUGAUUCAGGUUAUAAUGCACUAUUGUCUUAUCACAUGACCGAACCAAAGGGAACGAAUCUCUUCCGAAUCGGAACCAGCACAGGAGAAAUAAGGACUAAAAGACGAAUGAGUGACAAUGACUUAAAAGCUCACCCGCUUAUCAUUAUUGUCUCGGACAAUGGAGAACCUUCACUGUCCACAACUAUGAGUACUGAAGUUGUGGUUGUGGAAAAUAUGGACAGCGUGCAGCCUUCACUAAAACAAGUGCCAGUAAAGGAGGAGAAUUUUUCUAAUCUGAAUCUCUAUCUACUCAUCGCUAUCGUCUCAGUGUCAGUGAUAUUUUUACUGAGCCUCAUCGCUUUAAUAGCAGCUAAAUGCUACGGGACAGACGGCGGUUUCAGCAGCUCCAGCGCUCCAGUGGUCACUACACACCCUGACGGGAGCUGGUCUUACUCUAAAUCCACUCAGCAGUAUGAUGUGUGUUUUAGCUCAGACACACUGAAGAGUGACGUAGUGGUCUUCCCCUCGCCGUUUCCGCCUGCAGACGCAGAGCUGAUCAGCAUUAAUGGAGGAGACACUUUUACUCGAAAUCAAACUCUUCCCAGCACUGGGAAGGUAAGACCAUGAUUAGCUUAUUAUAUUUAAUUUAUUUGUAGUCUCUUGUAAACUCUCUUCCAUGUUGUGGUGUCGGUGCUUUAAUGUACAGAAACAUUUCCUAUUGCAUUUCUUACUCACCUCUAAUUCGUCUCCUUUUGUUUAAAUGUUUACGAAUUCUCUAAACGUUGAUAAAGCUUACCAUCUAGUCUCGCAAAGCAAGUACCGUGAUUUUUUUUCUAGACCUGACCUUAAGUUUCUGUUUUACUAUCACAGUUCGUAUAUACUGAGUUUAUUUUGACCAAUCACGGUUUUCGACAGCCUUUGUUUGCAUUGGCAUUAUUGCAGGCAGGAACGGUUUAGCUUAGACAAGCUGUUUGGCUUUAAAUGUGUUUCAGUGUAAUAAAAAUUGUAUUUCAGAAAUAACAAGGUGGAGUAAAGCUAAACAGAAAAGCACUCACUCAGUCAGUGUGGUGGUGGAUCCGCAAUCUAUCCCGAAAUCACAGUGUGUGAGACGGGAAUACAUUCUCCGUGGCAGGCCAGUCCAUCACAGUGAAGAGAAAAGCUUCAUAAAAUAAAUUCAGUUGGACAUUUCCUAUUUCUAGGCCAAAUAUUUUGUUCGGGCCGUUCUUAUAAUGUUAAAUAAAAACAGUUUUCAAUAACAUUUAUCGUCUUCGUCCAUGAUUAGAUUGAAAUCAGCACCACGAAUGUGGACAGCAACACGUUUCAGUUUUAUCAACGGAACAUUGGAUAAUAUUGCAGAGAAUAGUCACAAUAACAGGCGAAAUAACGAAAAAAACUUAAGAAAGAAAGAAAGGAAAUGACAGAAGUUUGUAUAUUUUCUUACCCCAUAGAGGCAGAGCGUUGGCGGCAUUUUUUUUUAAAUACCAUGGUGUUUUAAAAGUCUUUAUAAUAUACAAGAACAACAUGUGAGUAACAAAACAUAAUACAUGGUUUUAAAAGUCUAUCCGUGCUUUUCGCAAACACAAAAACGCUUGGUAAUUUACACU
This is a messenger RNA of Ictalurus furcatus (blue catfish), 3723 nucleotides long. RefSeq names its product protocadherin alpha-2-like. Gene Ontology annotation, biological process: homophilic cell-cell adhesion. The transcript has a single exon. NCBI's taxonomy places the organism in Eukaryota, Metazoa, Chordata, Actinopteri, Siluriformes, Ictaluridae. The record is from RefSeq and is a predicted model, not a curated record. Gene Ontology annotation, cellular component: plasma membrane. Bases 377 to 2746 code for a protein of 789 amino acids. Gene Ontology annotation, molecular function: calcium ion binding.